Messenger RNA from Ylistrum balloti, 891 nucleotides. Its product is annotated as golgin subfamily A member 6-like protein 22. The record is from RefSeq and is a predicted model, not a curated record. The transcript has 3 exons. Bases 1 to 891 code for a protein of 296 amino acids. Lineage: Eukaryota; Metazoa; Mollusca; Bivalvia; Pectinida; Pectinidae.
AUGCUUCAUAGGGCAUCAGAGGCAAUCAAAAUCCUACUGCUUCUUGGGGCAUCAGAGGCAAUCAAAAUUCUAAUGCUUCAUAGGGCAUCAGAGGCAAUCAAAAUCCUACUGCUUCUUAGGGCAUCAGAGGCAAUCGAAAUUCUAAUGCUUCAUAAGGCAUCAGAGGCAAUCAAAAUCCUACUGCUUCUUGGGGCAUCAGAGGCAAUCAAAAUUCUAAUGCUUCAUAGGGCAUCAGAUGCAAUCAAAAUCCUACUGCUUCAUAGGGCAUCAGAGGCAAUCAAAAUUCUAAUGUUUCAUAGGGCAUCAGAGGCAAUCAAAAUUCUAAUGUUUCAUAGGGCAUCAGAUGCAAUCAAAAUCCUACUGUUACAUAGGACAUCAAAGCACUCAGAAAACCUAAAGCUUCAUAGGGCAUCAGAGGCAUCCAAAAUCUUAUUGCUACAUGGGGGAAGGGGAUGUUGCAGAUUAAAGAACAUUGAAGGAGAAAGAUGCGGAAGAAGACAUGGAGGUAGAAGCCGAAACAAAGAAGAGAGAAAAGAAAAAUGGAUAAGGAGUAGGAACGACAGAGUGAAGGAUAACGGACAAGACAAGGGAGAAGACAAGAGAACAAAGAGGAAGGACACAUCUGAGGAGGACAAGGAAGAGAACAAAAAGGAGAGACAAAAUCAAGGAAGAAGAGAAGAGGAGAUAAAGAACAAUGAGGAUGGACACUAUUUAGGAAGAAGAAAACAAAAAGGAAGGACAAAAUCCAGGAGGAAGAGCAGAAAGAGGAGAGACAAGGUGGAAGAUGAAGAGCAGAAAGAGGAGAGACAAAUGUGGAGGAUGAAGAGCAGAAAGAGGAGAGACAAGGUGGAGGAUGAAGAGCAGAAAGAGGAGAGACAAGGUGGAGGAUAA